Molecule: messenger RNA, 3176 nt
Organism: Pteronotus mesoamericanus
Lineage: Eukaryota; Metazoa; Chordata; Mammalia; Chiroptera; Mormoopidae
Gene: MAN1C1
Product: mannosidase alpha class 1C member 1
Exons: 12
Coding region: 963-2867 (634 amino acids)
Biological process (GO): carbohydrate metabolic process; mannose trimming involved in glycoprotein ERAD pathway
Cellular component (GO): endoplasmic reticulum; extracellular exosome; Golgi membrane
Molecular function (GO): mannosyl-oligosaccharide 1,2-alpha-mannosidase activity; calcium ion binding
Source: RefSeq, a predicted model, not a curated record
GGUGGCGGCGGCUCAUCCUGCGGCGGCAGUGGCCCGUCUGGAGCGGCUGCUGCGAGGACGCCAGCUGCAGCGGAGGAGCCGCAGCCGGGGCUGCGCGCUCCACGGAGCCGGCGGGCGCCGGGAACAGGUGAUCCCAGCGGGAACCCGGAGCCCUCCCGAGUUGGCGGGGCGAGAGCCCGCACUCCCGGGCGCAGCUGCAGCCACCCCGCCGUUCUGGUCGUGGACAGCCCCCGGCUUUGGACCCGGGCUCGGGCAUCCCUCCGCUCACGGGGGCCCAGGAAGCCCUCUGCCCCGGCAGGCUCAGAAGUGCCAGCUCCCGCUGCCCGGCGCUCGCCCCGCGGAGGGGCAAAGUUGUGGACGUGUUCGGAUAGCUGAGUCCGGGCGCUGUCGCGACCUGGCUGGGUCAGCGCGCUCUCGGAGCGCCACUGACUCGCCGGCCCCGCCACCGCCUUGCCUCCCCCCCGAGUCUGCUCCCUCUGGGAACCGCUUCUGAGGCUGAAACUUUGGGCCAAGGGGCUGAGGGCGGCUCGGCUCAGGGACGAGGCCUGCGGGCGUCCCUCUGCGUCGAUAGCCCCGGUACGGCGGACGGCAUGUGACGGCCCCAGCAACGGCCGCAGCGCGGGAAGGCGCGGGCCCCGUGGGCUCUGGCCGCUGCAAGGAGGAACUGCGCGGCCGGCCCUUGCGGGCCCGGGCCCUGAGCCGUGCUGCCCAGCUCGCCCGGGCCCGGCCAAGGCCCCUGCGUCCCCCGCCUCGGCGCGGGAAGACACCCUCCAAACUCUGAAGGAAGUUCAGCCUUCAGAGGCCGUACCCGACCGGCCAAAACUCUCAGGGACCACCCCCACCCCGGGUGGCGCCCCUCGUCGAUCUCCCCUAGCUGAGACCCCUGCUGAGAAGUGCCUGGACUCUGAGAGCCUCAGGGGCCCAGUUGCAGCUGACUGUCCCCAGUCCUGUGCCAAGCCACGAUGCUCAUGAGGAAAGUGCCCGGCUUCGUCCCGGCCUCCCCAUGGGGGCUGCGGUUGCCGCAGAAGUUCCUUUUCCUUCUCUUCCUCUCAGGCCUCGUCACCCUGUGCUUCGGGGCCCUCUUCCUACUGCCCAACUCCUCUCGCCUCAAGCGCCUCUUCCUGGCCCCCCGGACGCAGCAGCCCGGCCUGGAGGUAGUUGCCGAAGUCCCCGGGCAACCCUCGGCCCGAGUGCAGGAGUUGCCCCCUAACCCAGCCCCCGCUGUGCCAGCCCCGGGCAAGGACGACCCCAGCAGCCAAGCCAGGACCCGCCGCAGGAAAGGGUCGCUGCGGCGUACCUACCCCACCGGGCCACGGCAGGAGGCCACGGAGCCCAGGAGCAGCGGCCUCAUCGAGGCCCCCAGAUCCCAAGAGGGGAGCAUCCCAUUUAGCUUUGACUUUAAUGCGUUCAGGAGCCGCCUCCGCCACCCGGUCCUCGGGACUAGAAUCGAUGAGAGUGAGGAGCCCCAGAGCCUAGUUCGAACCCAGCGGGAGAAAGUCAAGGAGAUGAUGCGGUUCGCCUGGCAGAGCUACAAGCGCUACGCAAUGGGGAAAAAUGAGCUCCGGCCCCUCACAAAGGAUGGCUAUGAGGGCAGCAUGUUUGGAAGCCUUAACGGGGCGACGGUCAUUGACUCCCUUGACACCCUCUACCUCAUGGAGCUGAGAGAGGAGUUCCAGGAGGCCAAGGCCUGGGUUGAAGAGAACUUUCACCUGAACGUGAGUGGAGAAGCAUCUUUGUUUGAGGUGAACAUCCGGUACAUCGGAGGACUCCUCUCAGCCUUCUACCUGACAGGGGAGGAGGUGUUCCGCAUAAAGGCCAUCAAGCUGGGAGAGAAGCUGCUGCCGGCCUUCAACACCCCCACGGGGAUCCCAAAAGGUGUCGUGAACUUCAAAAGUGGCUCCAACCGGAGCUGGGGCUGGUCCACGGCCGGCAGCAGCAGCAUCCUGGCAGAGUUUGGAUCCCUGCACUUGGAGUUCCUACACCUCACCGAGCUCUCUGGCAAUCCGGUCUUCGCUGAAAAGGUCAGGCACAUCCGGAAGGUCCUCAGGAAGAUUGAUAAGCCAUUUGGCCUCUACCCCAACUUCAUCAGUCCAGUGAGCGGGAACUGGAUGCAACACCACGUCUCAGUUGGAGGACUCGGGGACAGUUUUUAUGAAUAUUUGAUCAAAUCCUGGUUGAUGUCGGCCAAGACAGAUAUAGAGGCUAAAGAGAUGUACUAUGAAGCCUUGAAGGCACUAGAGACCCACUUGCUGAAUGUGUCUCCCGGGGGGCUGACCUACUUUGCUGAGUGGCGUGGGGGGAUUCUGGACCACAAGAUGGGGCACCUGGCCUGUUUCUCCGGGGGCAUGAUCGCCCUCGGCGCUGAGGACGCCGAGGAGGAAAAGAGGGCCCACUACCGAGAGCUCGCAGCCCAGAUCACUAAGACGUGCCACGAGUCGUAUGACCGCUCAGAUACCAAACUGGGGCCCGAGGCCUUCUGGUUUAACUCCGGCAGAGAGGCGGUGUCCACGCAGCUGAGCGAGAGCUACUACAUCCUGAGACCCGAGGUGGUGGAGAGCUACAUGUACUUAUGGCGGCAGACCCACAACCCUGUCUACAGGGAGUGGGGCUGGGAAGUGGUGACGGCCUUGGAGAAAUACUGUCGGACAGAAGCCGGUUUCUCUGGCAUCCAAGAUGUGUACAGCAGCAUCCCCAGCCACGACAACAAGCAGCAGACCUUCUUUCUAGCGGAGACCCUCAAGUAUCUCUAUCUUCUGUUCUCUGAAGACAACACACUCUCCCUGGAAGACUGGGUGUUCAACACGGAGGCCCACCCACUCCCCGUGAACCACUCGGACAGCGUCGGCGGGGCUGGGGACCAACUCUGACCCCCCCUCCCUGCCGCUCCCGAGGCACCACAGGGACUCCUCGCCUUUCCAGGUUUUGGGACUGUUCUCAAGAGGAUUGGGAACAUAGGCCCCGUUCCAGGCAGCUGUGCUGGACAAGCAACUUCUUUUCCUCUGUGAGGAGACAGGACUUGGAGACGCAGUGAAGUCACACCAGGCCCAGACAUUCCUUUCUAUGGACAAUUUCUAUGAAACCCACUCAGUUGCCAUUCCAGGGCCAAGGGACUAGAGGUUUGCACAUCGGCCCCAUGUAUUUGAUUCACUUCCUUUCAUUUUGGGGGUAUUUUUGUU